Molecule: messenger RNA, 3566 nt
Organism: Cyprinodon variegatus (sheepshead minnow)
Lineage: Eukaryota; Metazoa; Chordata; Actinopteri; Cyprinodontiformes; Cyprinodontidae
Gene: sun2
Product: Sad1 and UNC84 domain containing 2
Exons: 16
Coding region: 278-2143 (621 amino acids)
Biological process (GO): nuclear envelope organization
Cellular component (GO): nuclear envelope; meiotic nuclear membrane microtubule tethering complex
Molecular function (GO): protein-membrane adaptor activity
Source: RefSeq, a predicted model, not a curated record
CAGUCACAUCGAGCUACAGCGCUGGUGCAGCUACUGUUGUCAGCUGUCAUGCUGUUCAAAUUUAUUACUUAAACUUAAUGCAAUUCGACACUGUUUAUGUUUCGCUUUAAUGGUUACGUAGCAAAGAUAAUAUUGGCAUCAUGAUGCUUUAAAAGGAAGUUUUAAGAGUAAGGUUAGGCUUCAAACAAGAGGAUUACCUUUCCUUGCCAACUGCAGACUGACAGUUGUUCGGACUGAUAGCGGCUUGUUUUGUUUAUCUCCGGACAACAUACGAGCCAUGGCUCGUAGGAGUUCCCGCCUGGUGUCUGGUGGCUACUAUAAUUCAGAUGAGGAAUCAGAUUCAAGUAGUGUGACCAACAUAUCCUACAGAGAAAACCCUGUCAAGGUUUUCAAGAAGAAGUCGGGGGCCCGGAAGUCUGCGUCCCGCACCAACAGCAAUGCCAGUUCUGCCCCUGAGACUCCAGUCACUCCAGGUCUGAGUCCAGUAAGCAGCCCUCUAAGAAGUCCCCCUCAGCCCACCAUAAGGACCGUCCCUGACCCCCCUGCUGCUCCAACCCCUCGGCCAGCUCUGACUCCAUCAUUCACCAAUUGUCACAUGCGAUGCCAUUCCAAAACCCCAGAGAAGAGCUCUCAUGCUGGCCCUCACAGCUCUGGUCUGCUGGGUUUACACAAACACAAGGAGCCAGGUCAGAGUGGUGUGGACAGCUCAGGGUACUCUUCAUCUGAGGGCCAAUACAGGAAGCCUUUACCUGUCACCAGUACACCAAGGAGAACCAGCAGCAGUAGCGGUGCAGCUCUUGGUCCAGGAUUCAAAAGCAGAAUCAGUGAUGCCUUUUUCCAUCUAAUGGAUUCAGCCUCAGUGAUGGUGGCGAAUGCACACAAAAAAGUCCUUCAUGUCACAUCUACAGCUAAUGCAUCAGUCAGUAAGCGGAUGAAAAAGGCUUGUGGUCUGGCGCUCCUGCUCCUUUUAAUACUUCUGUGUCUUUGGUUGCUCCUUCCUUUGUUCACCUCUUUCAUCUCCCUCAUGACCACAAAGUCUCCAUCACAAACACAACCCAAGGUUCAGCCUGUUAUCCCCACUCCCAGCGUUCCUCCUCAACCCAACAUCAUACCCUCACCUGUGCUGGAUCCAGUUGUAAUUUCUGCUGCUGUAGAAGCAAAGAUGCAGCAGUUUCUGAUGGAGCUUCAGCUUAAACAGGAUGAGCUUCUCUCCAAGCUGAAGGAGAAACAUCAACUGGACGUGGAUUUUAUGAAAGCAAAAUUGGAGGCUGCGGACUCAGACAUUCGCCGUAACCUGGAGAAGGAAAUUUCUGGUCUGGGAAAACAGAUAGCAGAUUACCAGAUGGACAGCCGCUCUGCUACUGCUAGCCUCAGCUCUAAGAUCCAAACUCUGGAGACCCAGAAUGCUAAGCUGUCCCAGGAGCUAUCAUCCAUCCAGAUAGCAGCCACUCCAACCCCUUGUCCUGAAACCGACACUCUCUCCGUCCACAACCAACUCACACCAGAGCUCCAACAGGCCUUGGAGAAGUGGUUUACUGAUCGUAUCAAGGAACAGGAUGCAGUCAUGGUUGGAGACAAAGGAGGCUGCUCAGAGUGCAGACAUCCCAUGGCAGACAAGAUGGCAGACUUUGCUCUUGAGACUCAAGGUGCCAGCAUUGUCAGCACACGGUGUUCAGAGACGUAUCGCAUUCGAUCAGCAUGUGUGACUCUUUUUGGUUUUCCUCUCUGGUAUCCAUCUGAAAGCCCACGGACUGUCAUCCAGGGUUACCCGGUUCUCCUUCCAGGGAAAUGUUGGGCAUUCCACGGAGUCCAAGGCAACCUGGUCAUCUCUCUGUCACACCCCAUCACCAUAAGUCAUGUGACUCUGGACCACCUGCCACGCUACAACUCCCCCACCGGCCACAUCAACUCUGCACCGAAAGACUUUGAAGUCUAUGGGUUGAAAAACGACACAGAAGAAGGAACUCUGCUUGGGACGUUUACUUACGAGGAAAACGGAGGGUCAACUCAGACAUUUAAACUACCUACCCCCAACGACGCAGUGUAUCGGUUUGUUGAGCUGCGAGUUCUCUCUAACUGGGGUCACGCCGAGUACACAUGCCUGUACCGCUUCCGUGUUCAUGGAAAGAUCGCCUCCACAUAGGCGUACCUCUACAUCACUCGCCUAAAGACACGAAAGUUCUCAUUUUAAGUCUGAUGAGUUGCAGACCAAGUGAUCCUGAAAAGCUGUGGAGUAUUGUUACUCAUGUGACACAGCUGUAUGGAAAACAGCAGGUAUUUGAUUUUUUUUUUUUUUGUGGUUUCAUCCAGUAAUGCUGAAGUUACAGACAUCAUUGGGAAGCUAAUUGUGCAGUGCACAUUUGGCUUUUCAGUUCUAAGAAUAAAGGUAUAACAAAAAAUCUACCUAGUUAGAGCUUUGAACAGCAUAAGGUUCUGGUAACCUUAUGCUUGUAAUCCUGCCACUAGAUCAUGUUUAAUAUUUUGUUACUGAUCGUUUGUAUUUAUGAGGACUUUCCUGCUGCAUAGGCCUCCAAUGCAUAUAUGAGAACGUUUCUAGUUGUACCUUAAUUAGUAGUAUCCAGACUGAAUAUAUCUGAAAAAAAUAAAAUUUUAACUUUUUCUAAAAUGCAGCUUAUAACUAAUAGGUUACAGAUUAUGUUGAACGCUAAACAAAUUUCAACAUGUCUUCUUUUUAUAAGAAUAAUGAAGGUCUAGUCUGUUCAAACUUUAUUUGCACCUUUUUAAAAACAAUCUUUGAUCACUGCGGUGAUAUUCCCCUUUUGACUGACUUGUAAAAAUUAUUGAAGGCAGCAGUGAAGCAUGUUUAUUCAGUAUUGUUUAUUAAUAACUUAAAUUUGAUUGACUAUUCUACAAAGAAUAAUGGUAUUUAUGCAGCUUUUUAUCAUCAAUUUGCACUCUUCCAGUAGACUCUAGUGUGCUGUUUUUUGUUUUAUUUUUGGUAAUUGAGAUACUUGAAUAACCUUGUUGCUAACCUGUUUUAUAAGACGCCAUGCUAAAGGCAUGAAAGAUCUCUUUCUGCUUCCUUGUACAGAGGAUUUUAUAUGACCUUUUCAACCUGAAAUGAAAGGUGUUUUUAUUUGAUAGACCAUAAUAUAUAUAUGUAAAUUUAUAUUAGAUUUGCUUUGAAUAUUGAAAAUCCUGAUAAAAGUAUUUUUAAAGAUUCCGAUGUUUCAUUUCAAUCUGUUAAUUGGCAGGACUUUCAGCAGCUUUUUGUUGAUUUAUAUGUUGCACAGAAUAUUUGAAUUUGAUUGAGAAGAAUGUUUAAUACUUUACUCUGUGAUGCACUAGAUGUGUUAUUGUAAUUUGUUUUAAUUCAUCGGUUCAAAUUCGCACAAAACAAAAACUCAGGAUCAGAAUAAAUGUUUUUUUGUAAUGUUUUGCUUUUUAAUUGAAAACUUAUUCAGAGGUUUUCAAUUGAUGCAAAGUUUAUGUUUUAAAUUGUUUUGAUGGCUUAAUCAUUACCACUCUUUAUAAAAAUGUUACUGCACAAAAAAUUGUUUGGAAUAGUUAAUUUAACAGGCUCUAUCUUGGUGAUUACAAUCUAA